This is a messenger RNA of Vigna unguiculata (cowpea), 616 nucleotides long. Its product is annotated as Thioredoxin superfamily protein. The record is from RefSeq and is a predicted model, not a curated record. Lineage: Eukaryota; Viridiplantae; Streptophyta; Magnoliopsida; Fabales; Fabaceae.
UUUAAAAUAUGAGUUUGCGCGAUUGUGAAACACAUAUUUCGUUGGAUUGGAAAAGAACCAACAAUGGAGGGAAGCUCAAGCAUGGUGAGCAACCAGCAUGAUAAGGCAAAGAAAGGGUUGGAAGGCACUGCCUUAGAUAUACCCAUCAACCGUUAUGCCAAUUUGAAAAGCGCUACCAGCGACGACGACUUCACCAAUGUUCUCGCACACAUCAAAUCCUCCAAAACCCCCGCUGUUAUCAAUUAUGGCGCUUCUUGGUGUCGCGUUUGUAGCCAAAUUCUGCCUGCAUUCUGCAGACUGAGCAAUAAUUUUCCGAAGCUUACCUUUGUGUACGCAGACAUUGAUGAAUGCCCGGAAACAACUCAACACAUUCGCUACACCCCAACCUUCCAAUUUUACCGGAAUGGGGAAAAGGUGGAUGAGAUGUAUGGUACUGGAGAAGAGAGGCUCCAUGAUCGCCUGUGGUUGCACUCUUAACUACUCCGCGUAAGAGAAACAUUAUGUUUGCAAUUUCUCUAUCCAUGUAAGUAGCACUAUCAUCCAUGAAUAAUUUUUGUGAAUUGUAGAACAAAAUCUAGUUAUUCUAUGUCUCCAUAAGAAAUUUUCUUGGCUUUAA